Molecule: messenger RNA, 1270 nt
Organism: Zophobas morio
Lineage: Eukaryota; Metazoa; Arthropoda; Insecta; Coleoptera; Tenebrionidae
Product: actin-related protein 10-like
Exons: 5
Coding region: 90-1208 (372 amino acids)
Biological process (GO): retrograde axonal transport of mitochondrion
Cellular component (GO): dynactin complex
Source: RefSeq, a predicted model, not a curated record
UGUCACCUGUGACAGUAAUACAGUAAUAAUUUAAUGAAUAAUAGUAAUAGGUGGUUAUAAUUUCGUGUAUUUUAAACAAUUUUUAAAAAAUGCCAAUAUACGAGGCACUAAGUGAUAAGUUAACUGUAGUGUUAGACGUAGGUUCCGCCUAUACAAAGUUUGGAUUUAGUGGAGAAUACGCCCCUAGAUGUAUAAUUCGCUCAGAAGUUCGCUGUAAAAAAACCAAUACAAUCAGGCGAAUUAUAGAUUAUGAGAAUGAAAAAGAUCUGUAUGAUUUGUUAGUAGAUUUUGUGCAUGUUUUAUAUUUCAAAUAUGCAUUAUUUAGUCCUAAAGACAAGCCAAUUGUGGUUGUUGAAUCUCUCUUAUGUCCAACACUGUUUAGAGAAACUUUGGCUAAAGUACUAUUUGAACAUUAUGAAAUAUCAAUGUUGCUUAUGUUACCUUCUCAUUUGGUUGGUUUAUCUACUUUGGGUGCUGAAACAGCGUUAGUACUUGAUGUUGGAUAUUUUGAAGCAGUAGCAAUUCCAGUGUGUCAUGGACUACCAGUAAUACAUGCGUGGCAAGCUUUACCUUUAGGGUCACAGAUAAUUCAUAACAAUUUGAGAGCUUUACUAAAUUCAGACAAUACUGGUAUUAACAACUUACCUGAGUCAGUGAUAGAAGACAUUAAAGUGCGCUGCUGUUUUGUAACCAAACAGAAACGUGCAGCGCAACUUUCUGUAGCAAAACCAGAAAUAACUUUUGCUCCAGAAGUGAAGUACCCCAUUGGUGGAUCAGAAAUUAUCACAGUUUCUGGCAAAGUUCGCGAAAAAGUCUAUGAAAUUUUGUAUGAUGAAGAUAAUGAUCAUUUAUGCCUUUCUACUAUGCUCCUAGACGCCAUUACGAAAGUGGAUAUCCAUCUAAGGAACAAGCUUGCUGAAAAUAUUCUUCUGAUUGGUGGUACAGUGAUGGUUCCAGGGUUUAAAGCCAGAUUGAAAGAGGAGCUGCACAAGCAAUUAAAACAUGACAGAUACAAGAAAUUGAAAAUUUCUAGUUUUAAGUUUCACACACCCCCAUGCAAAGAAAAUUAUACAGCAUGGCUAGGUGGUGCAAUUUACGGUGCUACUGAAUUAUUAUCCAUGAAAGCUCUAACCCGAGAAAAAUAUUUUAAAGAAAAUCGUUUACCUGAUUGGCCCAACAUGAGAGACAACUUCAGAACUAAUAACUAAUGUCAAUAAGUCAUAACAUGUAUGUAAUGAUAAUUAUUUAUAUACUAAAUUUAAUUUAUACA